AUGCUCCGCCGCCGCACGGGCAAGGACAAGGCCCCGUCCUCCGACAACAAGCUUGACAUCGGCUCCAAGGAGGAAAAGGAGCUCCGGGAUGAAUUCGGUGAUGCAAAGGUCAAGCAGUUGGUGAUCAAGCCUCGGAGCAAACGUCGCAAUGGGUUCAUCUUCAUGCUGGGCGGCAUCUUUGGCAUCUUCAUCGCCUUGUUCUUCGCGAACCAACAUGAGGUCAUCAGCUUGGAGUCGCUCAUGGAUCUGAACCUUGAAUCGUUGAUUGAGGCAAUGCCCCAAGGACUUGUGAGUGACGUGAAGGCAUUCUCGCAGCACGAGCGCGACACGGUCAGCUACGAUUCAUUUUCUGUCGGACUACACCUGCAAUCCCAAGGAAUAAAAGCGAAACACCCCGUUGUCAUGAUCCCCGGAGUUAUCUCGACUGGCCUUGAGAGUUGGGGUACCGGGGAGAGUUCACGACAAUACUUCCGUCGCCGAUUAUGGGGAAGCUGGAGCAUGAUGCGUGCGCUAGUCAUGGAUAAGGCUGAAUGGAAGAACCAUGUCAUGCUGGAUCGGAAGACAGGCCUCGAUCCGCCGGGGAUUAAGCUCCGUGCGGCGCAGGGAUUCGAUGCCACGGACUUCUUUAUCACCGGAUACUGGAUCUGGAGCAAGAUCUUGGAGAAUCUAGCCACCAUCGGCUAUGAUCCGACCAAUGCAUUCUCGGCCGCAUACGAUUGGCGACUCUCAUAUCUUAACCUCGAAGUUCGUGAUAGCUACUUCACUCGACUCAAGUCCUACAUCGAGAUCGCGGUACUAGUCCAGGGUGAGAAAAUCACGUUAGCAUCGCAUAGCAUGGGAUCUCAGGUGGUACUGUUCUUCUUCAAGUGGGUCGAGAGCGACGAACACGGCAAAGGCGGCAAAGACUGGGUGAACCGCCAUAUCGACUCAUGGGUCAACAUCAGCGGCUGCAUGCUGGGCGCCGUCAAGGGCCUGACCGCCGUACUGUCCGGAGAAAUGCGCGAUACCGCACAGCUGAACGCAUUCGCCGUAUAUGGACUCGAAAAGUUCCUCUCGAAGGAAGAACGCGCGGAGAUCUUCCGCGCAAUGCCCGGCAUUUCCAGCAUGCUCCCCAAGGGCGGCGAAGCCAUCUGGGGAAACUCAACCUGGGCGCCAGACGACCAGCCCGGCCAAACCCUGACAUUUGGCAACCUGCUCAACUUCCAGGACCCAAACUCAACCUACACACAACGCAACCUUACCACACCAGAGAGUCUGCAGUACCUCCUGGACCAGAGCGAAGACUGGUACCGCGAUUCAGUGCUAAACAGCUACUCGCACGGCGUCGCACACACAAAACGCGAAGUCGAAGCUAACGAGAAGGACCCGCGCAAAUGGCUCAACCCUCUAGAGGCGCGUCUCCCAUUAGCCCCAGACAUGAAAAUCUACUGCUUCUACGGCGUCGGCAAACCGACAGAGCGCAGCUACUUCUACCAAGAAGAGCCCGAUCCACUGGUCAAGCUCAACGUCAGCAUGGACACAACCGUCACCAACGGCGAGGGCGUCGACCGCGGCGUCCUAAUGGGCGAGGGUGACGGCACCGUCAACCUGCUCAGCUCCGGCUACAUGUGUGCCAAGGGCUGGCGCAUGAAGCGGUAUAACCCUGCCGGCUCGAAGAUCAAGGUCUUUGAAAUGCCUCAUGAGCCAGAUCGCUUCUCGCCCCGUGGUGGACCUAACACUGGCGACCACGUCGACAUCCUAGGCCGAGCCUCACUAAAUGACCUUCUCUUGCGCGUCGCAAGCGGAAAAGGCGACUUGAUUGAAGAGACCUUCGUCUCCAAUAUCCGCGAGUAUGCGGAUCGUGUACAGAUCUUUGACGACUAA
This is a messenger RNA of Penicillium bovifimosum, 1863 nucleotides long. RefSeq names its product phospholipid:diacylglycerol acyltransferase. Gene Ontology annotation, molecular function: phospholipid:diacylglycerol acyltransferase activity. The transcript is spliced from 3 exons. The coding region runs from base 1 to 1863 and encodes 620 amino acids. Lineage: Eukaryota; Fungi; Ascomycota; Eurotiomycetes; Eurotiales; Aspergillaceae. Gene Ontology annotation, cellular component: cytoplasm; perinuclear endoplasmic reticulum. The record is from RefSeq and is a predicted model, not a curated record. Gene Ontology annotation, biological process: triglyceride biosynthetic process; lipid storage.